AUGAAUGUAAUAGUAGUUUCCGCGGAAUGUGCUCCUUGGUCAAAGACAGGAGGGCUUGGAGAUGUAGCUGGGACUCUGCCAAAAGCUUUGGCUAGGAGAGGGCACCGGGUUAUGGUUGUUUCCCCGAGGUAUGCCAAUUAUCCUGAAUCCAAAGAUAUAGGUGUUCGCAAAUAUUACAAAGCUCAUGGGCAGGAUCUGGAAGUAAAUUAUUUUCAUGCUUAUAUUGAUCGUGUGGAUUUUGUAUUUAUCGACAGUCCAGUUUUCCAUCAUCUAGAGAACAACAUUUAUGGGGGAGACCGGCUGGAAAUCUUGAAACGGAUGGUAUUGUUAUGCAAGGUAGCUGUAGAGGUUCCGUGGCAUGUUCCAUGUGGCGGCUUAUGCUAUGGAGACGGAAAUUUAAUUUUCAUUGCGAACGAUUGGCACACAUCACUUCUGCCUGUGUAUCUGAAAGCAUGCUACCGCGACAAUGGCUUGAUGAAGUAUGCCAGGUCCAUCUUGGUGAUCCACAACAUAUCUCACCAGGGGCGUGGUCCAGUUGAGGACUUCUUCCAUGUCGACUUGCCCGAUCAACACAUGGACCUCUUCAAGCUGUAUGAGCCGAUGGGAGGUGACCACUUCAACAUCUUCGCGGCCGGCCUCAAGACUGCUGACCGCGUGAUCACCGUCAGCCGUGGCUACGCAUGGGAGCUCACAACAUCCGAAGGUGGGUGGGGACUCCAUGAGAUCAUAAACGAGAACAACUGGAAGUUCCAAGGCAUCGUCAACGGGAUCGACACAGUGGACUGGAACCCUGAGCUGGAUCUUCACCUGCAAUCCGAUGGCUACAGAAACUAUUCCAUUGAGACUCUGCAAGCCGGGAAACCACAGUGCAAGGCGGCGCUGCAGAAGGAGCUCGGCCUCCCUGUCCGCGAGGACGUCCCCCUCAUCGGAUUCAUCGGCCGGCUGGAUCACCAGAAGGGCGUCGACCUCAUUGCGGGUGCGAUACCUUGGAUCGUCGGGCAGGACUUGCAGCUGGUGAUGCUGGGCACCGGGCGGGCCGACCUGGAGGAGAUGCUGCGCAAGUUCGACAGGGAGCACCACAACAAGGUGAGGGCGUGGGUGGGGUUCUCGGUGAAGAUGGCGCACAGGAUCACCGCAGGGGCGGACGUCCUGCUCAUGCCAUCGCGGUUCGAGCCCUGCGGGCUGAACCAGCUGUACGCCAUGAAGUACGGCACGGUCCCGGUGGUGCACGCCGUCGGCGGGCUUCGCGACACGGUGAUCCCGUUCGAUCCCUUCAGGGAGAGCGGGUUCGGGUGGACGUUCGACCGGGCGGAGGCCAACAAGCUGAUCAAUGCGCUGGGGAACUGCCUCAACACCUACAGGAACCAGAAGGAGAAUUGGAAGGGCCUGCAGACGCGAGGGAUGGCACAGGACCUGAGCUGGGACAACGCCGCCAAACAUUACGAGGAAGUCCUCGUCUCAGCUAAGUAUCAGUGGUGAUCUUUGAGAACAUGAACGAACAGUAUCUAUCUCAGCUAUCUGAUGAUCCAAUCCGGAUCUCUCUUCAACGAACCUGCAAAGAUUCGUCUAAGUAUUGUGUGCGUCCGUUUGAUUGAUGGCAUCAACAU
This is a messenger RNA of Musa acuminata AAA Group (dessert banana), 1607 nucleotides long. Its product is annotated as granule-bound starch synthase 2, chloroplastic/amyloplastic-like. NCBI's taxonomy places the organism in Eukaryota, Viridiplantae, Streptophyta, Magnoliopsida, Zingiberales, Musaceae. The record is from RefSeq and is a predicted model, not a curated record. Gene Ontology annotation, molecular function: alpha-1,4-glucan glucosyltransferase (UDP-glucose donor) activity. Bases 1 to 1479 code for a protein of 492 amino acids. The transcript has 7 exons.